CAAAUAAACGUCUCGAUAAUGACUUCCCUUGGCUUUAUCCUCUGUCUCUCAUCGGUUCUUCUCAUGAGCCUUUGUCAGAUUCCCACAGCUAUUGAUGAUGAAAGAAAGGCAAGCCAUUGCUGUUUUGUGUAUAUUGCUUACAUGGGAGCUCUUCCUUCAAAACCUUCUUACUCACCGAUGUCUCACCAUCACAAUAUCCUUCAAGAAGUUAUCCAAUCAAGUUCCGUAGAAGAUUAUUUGGUCAGAAGCUACGGAAGAAGUUUCAAUGGUUUUGCAGCCAAACUCACUGAAUCUGAAAGAGACAAGCUUUCCGGCAUCGAAGGUGUGGUUUCUGUUUUCCCAAGCACUGUUUAUAAGCUUCUUACAACAAGAUCUUACGAGUUCAUGGGACUUGGUGACAAGAGCAACAACGUCCCUGAGGUCGAGACCAAUACAAUAGUUGGUGUAAUCGAUGGCGGAAUCUGGCCCGAAUCCAAGAGCUUUUCAGACCAAGGCAUCGGCCCAAUACCCCAAAAAUGGAAAGGGACUUGCGCAGGAGGAGCUAACUUCACAUGCAACAAGAAGGUGAUUGGAGCACGACACUAUGUGCAAAACUCGGCGAGGGACAACAACUCGCACGGGACACACACGGCUUCAACUGCCGCCGGAAACAAAGUAAAAGGAGUGAGUGUGAACGGUGUGGCAGCAGGAACGGCGAGAGGCGGUGUGCCUUUAGGUAGAAUUGCUAUUUACAGAGUUUGUGAGCCAAAAGGUUGCAACGCCGAAUCAAUGUUGGCUGCGUUUGACGAUGCUAUAGCCGAUGGUGUCGAUGUCAUAACCAUUUCCAUUGGAGGAGGUGUUACUAAAGUCGAUAUUGACCCUAUCGCCAUUGGAUCGUUUCACGCUAUGAACAAAGGGAUUGUUACCACCGCUGCUGUUGGGAACCAUGGCCCUGAACUUGGAAAAUCGUCUAACCUUGCACCGUGGAUCAUAUCCGUGGCUGCGGGUUCAACAGAUCGAAAAUUCGUUACUAAUGUAGUUACUGAAGACGGCAAGACAAUACAUGGGAGAUCAAUCAAUGACUUUGACUUGAAAGGAAUGAAGUAUCCUUUGGCAUACGGAAAAACUGCUUCGAAAAACUGUACAGAGGAGCUAGCAAGGGGUUGCGCUAGCGGUUGCCUAAACACGGUACAGGGAAAGAUCGUUGUGUGCGAUGUUCCAGAUAAUGUUAUGGAACCUAAAGCAGCAGGUGCUGUUGGAGUCAUCCUUCAUGUCACCAAUGUUGAUACUCCUGGUCUUGGUCCGAUUCCGGUCGCAACUUUAGAUGAUAGCAAUUACGAAGAAUUCAGAUCUUACGUUCUCUCUUCAGCAAACCCGCAAGGAACUAUAUUGAAGAGUGAGACGGUCAGGGACAACACUGCGCCGAUCGUUGCUACCUUCUCUAAUCGUGGUCCAAACACUCUCUUUAGCGAUAUAAUGAAGCCUGAUAUAACAGCUCCAGGAGUGAAUAUAUUAGCAGCAUAUUCACCUUUGGCUCAAACAGCACUUCCUGGACAAAGCGUGGAUUACUAUUUCAUGACCGGAACAUCUAUGGCUUGCCCUCAUGUCGCAGGUGUAGCGGCUUAUGUCAAAACAUUCCAUCCUGAUUGGUCUGCUUCUGCUAUCAAAUCUGCAAUUAUGACUACAGCUUGGGCAAUGAAUGCGUCCAAAAACGCAGAAGCAGAGUUUGCAUAUGGAUCAGGAUAUGUUAACCCUACAGUAGCAGUUGAUCCAGGGCUUGUUUACGACAUAGCCAAAGAGGAUUACUUAAACAUGCUCUGCUCUUUAAACUACUCAUCCAAAGGCAUUAGUACUGUCGCGGGUGGAGCCUUUACUUGUCCUGAAACAAAGCUUAACACGAGAGAUCUCAACUAUCCUUCAAUGUCAGCCAAAGUUUCAGCUUCGUCCUCUUCGGAUAUCACAUUUUCUAGAACAGUCACGAACGUUGGGAAAAAUGGAUCCACUUACAACGCAAAAUUGUCUGGUGACCCUAAACUGAACAUCAAGGUUGUGCCAGAGACACUCUCUUUCAUCUCAUCAGGGGAGAAGAAAUCUUUUACCGUUACAGUCUCCGGCAACAGUCUUGCCGGUAUUUCUGGUAUUGUGUCUGCGUCUCUGGUUUGGUCGGAUGGAUCACACAAUGUGAGGAGUCCUAUUGUUGUUUACACUUAG
Thlaspi arvense is the source of this 2190-nucleotide messenger RNA. NCBI's taxonomy places the organism in Eukaryota, Viridiplantae, Streptophyta, Magnoliopsida, Brassicales, Brassicaceae. The record is from the annotation of a GenBank genome assembly.